AUGGUGGCUGCCAAUACGUCCAAUUACGUUUACAUUCGAUCCGAGGAGUACGCGUGGGUCCCGGGUCGGUUGCUGGAACGCGACGGCACCCAAGCCAUUGUUUCGGUACCCGUGUUUAAAAAUGAAGAGGAGGUACAGUCUGACGGGGGCCGAAUUAAACGACACGAAAAGGUGACUGUCGAUCUAGCGACCUAUCCGAAUGCGGCCUUGCUUCUACAGAAUGUGGACGAGCAUGGCAAUCUCAAUGAAGUGGAGGAUAUGGUGGAUCUGCCGUUUCUACACGAGGCUGCCAUCCUCUACAACUUGAAAACUCGGCAUCAGCAACAAAAGCCUUAUACUCGCACCGGCGAUAUCGUCAUCGCGUGUAACCCGUACCAAUGGUUCGAACGAUUGUACAAUGAAGAAACACGGGUUCACUACUCACGAUCCCUCGUCUGGGAUCCUCCGGACGGAGAUCCGCGUCAGGGUCUGGAACCGCACAUUUACGAAGCCAGUGCGCUGGCGUACCGCGGGCUGGCGGUGGACGGGGAGGACCAGUCCAUAUUGGUGUCGGGAGAAUCCGGCGCGGGAAAAACCGAGUCGGUCAAAAUUUGUCUCAAUCACAUUGCGAGCGUUCAGCAAGGGCACGCCCAUGGCUCGGAUGAUGUUGAUUUUGAAUCGCCCAUUGUGCAACGAGUCUUGGACAGCAAUCCGCUUCUGGAGGCGUUUGGGAACGCCAAGACGGUCCGCAACGACAACUCCUCGCGGUUCGGAAAGUAUAUUCGUUUGCAGUUCGACGCGGAGGAUCCGGUAGAUGCAGCGUACGCGGGUAGAUCUGUUCCAAGCUGCAGACUAGCCGGAAGCAAGUGCGAAGUCUACCUCCUCGAAAAAUCCCGUGUCGUGACGCACGAGGAGGAAGAACGAACCUAUCAUAUAUUUUACCAGCUACUGGCUGCGGAUGAGGACGUGAAAACAAAAAUUUGGGGAGGACUCGCUGAUACCGACAACGAGUCCUUUUCGUACGUUGGAUUCACUGAUACGGAUACGAUUGAAGGAAAUAGCGACGCCGAAAGGUUUCAACACACAAUUGAUUCUCUGGCUUUGAUCGGUAUCAAGGACGAAAAAUUGAUGAACCUCAUGAGAGCUAUAUGUAUUGUCCUUCAACUGGGUAACCUGAUCUUUGAAAAAGACGAAAAAGAUGACACCCAUACCGCCAUUACGUCCGAAGAUGAAUUUACAGCAUUGGCAGAACUUAUGGACAUUCCGAAAGACGAACUCCUUCCAGCUCUUACGAUUCGCACGAUGCGAGCGCGAAAUGAAGAAUUCAAAGUUCCACUCAACGAAGUCCAAUCCAAAGACUCAUGCGAUGCCUUUGCAAAGGAAAUUUAUGCCAAAACCUUUUUGUGGCUGGUGCGCGCCAUCAAUGAUGCUACAUGUGCCGAGCUGAAUUAUGACGGGAAGAAAAAGGCAAAUUUUGCAGUAAUCGGACUGUUGGAUAUUUUUGGUUUCGAAUCUUUUACAACCAACCGUUUUGAGCAGCUUUGCAUCAAUUAUGCCAAUGAAAAGCUUCAACAGAAAUUUACACAAGACAUAUUCCGUUCGGUUCAAGCAGAGUAUGAGACAGAAGGAAUCGAAUUGGAAGAGAUCACAUACGAUGACAACACAGAUGUUUUGGAUCUCGUGGAAGGGCGCAUGGGACUUUUAGCCGUCUUGAAUGAGGAAUGCGUGCGACCAGGUGGCUCGGAUAGAGGAUUUGUAUCAAAGGUGCAAGCAAUGAACAAAGAAAGUCCAUGCUUUCUGCGAGAAAAGCAGUUUGAAGAGUGCGUGUUUGGAGUACGACACUUCGCUGGAAGAGUAAUCUAUGAUGCGAAUGGCUUCGUAACGAAAAACAUGGACACGCUACCCUCAGACCUACAGGAUUGCGCGAAAAAAAGCUCGAACAUGAUUUUGGUGCAUGAGCUGAGCAACGAGGCGAUGAUGAAUUCAUUGGAGGUAAAAACGAAGAAACCCCGUAAAUCGUCACCAAAAGUAAAGAAAGCCCCACCUGCAAAACGCGGAAGCAACCUUGUCGGAGAUACUGUUUGGACCAAAUUCAAGAGCCAACUUACUUCGCUGAUGACGAACUUGACCAAGACAAGGACGCGAUACAUCCGCUGUAUCAAACCCAAUCCCUUAAAGGCACCUCUUGUAAUGCAGCAUGUCUCUACAAUUGAACAGCUCAGGUGCGCAGGUGUCGUUGCCGCAGUCACCAUCUCGCGUUCUGCCUUCCCCAAUAGAUUAGAGCACGAAGCUGUGUUGUACCGAUUUAAAUCUCUUUGGGGUAAGGGUGAGCAGCACUUAGCGGAUCUUAAAGUAUUGGAUAUCGAUGAUCCCGACCUAAAGUCAAGAACUCUCGUCGAUCGACUUCUGGGUUCUGCACUCAAAGAUCUUCAGAACCAAAUAAACGACGAAACUUUAGUGAAGGCGUUUGUCAUUGGGAACACAAGGGCUUACUUCCGGGCUGGUGCUCUUGAACAUCUUGAGGCUGAGCGAGUGAAAAAGUUGGGUGUUUGGGUUGUAGAGAUUCAAAAGAUUGCUCGAAAGUACAUGGUUCGAGCUCGAUACGGAAAAAUGCGUUUUUGUACGAUUGCGCUUCAAUCUUUUGCCCGGAAGCGUCACGCGAGAAGAACAUUUACUAUAUUGCGAAACGCUUCCAUUCUUCUUACAUGCUGCAUGAUUCAAACACACUGGAGAAUGGCUAUCGCUAUAACGGAACUAAAGCGCUGUCGUAAGGCCGCCGCCGUUAUACAGAGUAUAGCCAGAGGAGCCUUGCAGCGC
Molecule: messenger RNA, 2796 nt
Organism: Phaeodactylum tricornutum CCAP 1055/1
Lineage: Eukaryota; Bacillariophyta; Bacillariophyceae; Surirellales; Neidiaceae
Gene: myoC3
Exons: 3
Biological process (GO): actin filament organization; vesicle transport along actin filament
Cellular component (GO): cytoplasm; myosin complex; vesicle
Molecular function (GO): actin filament binding; ATP binding; microfilament motor activity
Source: RefSeq, a predicted model, not a curated record